GAAGCCGGAAGAAACCUUAGGGACACAAUAAAGGACGGACUGAUGGACUACGCUCCGGAAGAGGAUUUCUGGAGCUUGUCCUGCUGGUUCCGGCACUUCUCCGUUCAUCUCCCCUGUCUGUGAGUAGGGUCGGCUUAGCCGCUCCCGCAACUGCACUGGCUGGGCAUCGUGCUCUUUUCGUGAGCCCUCGGGAUAGUAGACUUGUGUGUGAUCUUACCUCCUGGAACUUGAUCCGAGGAUCACUGUCACCUUGCAUCAUGGACCCCGGUCCCUGAAGGGAUCUCCAAUCCAGCCUGGACCCCAGUGCAGACUAAUACGCUUCCAUACAUUUCAGAUUGCAGGGGCUCUCCACUGUCAUUCAGGAGGAAAAUGAACAGAGGAAUAAUUCUGAAGUUGGAAAAUUUGAUGCUGUUUCCCAGUGCUUACAGGCAGCUGCAUAUUUUGUGUCGAAGAAGAGUUUGCUCAGUACAAUGGAACCUUGUGCCCUCAUCUACUUAUCCAGCGUGUACUGUUCAGCUGUACCCUCAAUCCUGGCAGACAAACACAUUCAUCAGUGUUGCUUUAACACAAUGUAGGCUUUUAAGUAUAAAGAAGGGAGAAAGACCACAGAAAUCUAAGUUACCUUGGAAGAACUCUAAAAAGGAUCAGCAGGAGGUAGAGGUAUGGAAUGGAAUGACUGUUGAAGACCUUGCCAGAUCUAUGAAUAAAGACAUAGAUCACGUGUACGAGGCCUUGAUGAACACUGCUCUUGACAUUGACUUGCUUGAGCCCGAGUCACCCUUAGAUGAUGUUUGGAUUAAAGAAGUUUUAAAAAAAUCUGGAAUGAAGUACAAAAGAACCCAAGUAAAACAAGAUAAAGUCAGAGAAAACAAAGAUGCUGUGAGAAGGCCUGAGGCAGAUCCAGCAUUCUUAAUCCCAAGAUGGCCAGUUGUUACCAUAAUGGGUCAUGUUGAUCAUGGAAAAACAACUUUACUUGACAAAUUGCGAAAAACUCAAGUGGCAGCAAUGGAAGCUGGGGGCAUAACUCAACAUAUUGGUGCCUUUCUUGUUUCUCUUCCUUCUGGGGAAAAGAUAACCUUUCUUGAUACUCCAGGACAUGCUGCCUUCUCAGCAAUGAGGGCCAGAGGUGCUCAUCUCACUGAUAUUAUCAUAUUAGUUGUAGCAGCAGAAGAUGGUAUAAUGAAACAAACUGUGGAAUCUAUUCAACAUGCCCAAAAUGCUCAAGUUCCAAUCAUUCUUGCUAUAAACAAGUGUGACAAACCUGAGGCUGAUCCUGAAAGAGUGAAGAAAGAGUUGUUGACUUAUGAUGUGGUUUGUGAAGAAUAUGGGGGUGAUAUUCAGGCAGUACAUAUCUCUGCGCUGAAGGGUGAUAAUCUGAUGGCUCUGGUGGAGGCAACAGUUGCUCUUGCAGAGAUAUUGGAACUCAGAGGAGAUCCCACUGGUCUUGUGGAAGCAAUAGUGGUAGAGUCUCGAACAGAUAAAGGAAAAGGUCCAGUAACUACAGCUAUAAUUAAAAGAGGAACUUUGAGAAAGGGUGCAGUUCUGGUUGCUGGAAAGAGUUGGGCAAAAGUCCGGUUGCUGUUUGAUGAGAAUGGAAAAACAAUCAAUGAUGCUUGUCCCAGCAUGCCAGUGGAAAUUAUAGGCUGGAAAGACCUUCCUUCUGCAGGAGAUGAAAUUCUUGAAGUGGAAUCUGAGCAAAGAGCACGUGAAGUUGUUGAUUGGAGGAAGUAUGCUGAAGAACAGGAGAAACUAAAAGAAGAUUCUAAAGUGAUUGGAACAAAACGGAAGGAACACCAAGAUUCACAUCGUAGAGUCCGAGAGAAGUUAGGAUCUCUGACCUGGAAAGAGAGAGAAUUUAUAAAGUAUCAAGAAAUUAAAAAACAAAACAUAAGACAUAAAGAGAAAACAGAAGAUUUGAACACUCUUCCUAUAAUUAUUAAAGGUGAUGUAGAUGGUUCAGUUGAGGCUAUUUUGAACAUUAUCGAUACCUAUGAUGCUACAGAUGAAUGUAAACUGGAUUUAAUACAUUUUGGAGUAGGUGAUAUUAAUGAAAAUGACAUUAACCUUGCUGAAACAUUUAAUGGUGUUGUAUAUGGCUUUAGUGUGAAUGCAAGCAAAGUUAUCCAGCAGUUAGCUGUGAAAAAAGGAGUCAGAAUUAAACUUCACAACAUUAUCUACCGACUUGUUGAAGAUUUACAGGAAGAAUUGAGCGGUAAACUCACUCCUUCUAUGGAAGAAAAUGUAAUAGGUGAAGCAUCUGUAUUGGCCACCUUCUCUGUGACAGUAGGCAAAAAACAAGUUCCUGUAGCUGGCUGCAGAGUACAAAAAGGGCAAUUAGAGAAAAAGUUGAAAUUUAAGUUAAUUCGUAAUGGAUGUGUUAUUUGGAAAGGAUUAUUAACGUCGUUGAAGCAUCAUAAAGAUGAUGUUUCGGUGAUAAAAACUGGAAUGGAUUGUGGUCUUAGUUUGGAUGAAGCAAAAAUAGAGUUUAAGACUGGAGAUGAAAUUAUUUGCUUUGAAGAGAAAGAAGUUUUGCAGAAGACUUCUUGGGACCCAGGAUUUUGAUUUGUUACAUUAAAAAAAGUAACUGAA
Monodelphis domestica (gray short-tailed opossum) is the source of this 2589-nucleotide messenger RNA. It is a transcript of the gene MTIF2, whose product is annotated as mitochondrial translational initiation factor 2. Gene Ontology annotation, cellular component: cytoplasm. Gene Ontology annotation, biological process: translational initiation. The record is from RefSeq and is a predicted model, not a curated record. Gene Ontology annotation, molecular function: GTP binding; translation initiation factor activity; GTPase activity. Lineage: Eukaryota; Metazoa; Chordata; Mammalia; Didelphimorphia; Didelphidae.